Solanum verrucosum is the source of this 1069-nucleotide messenger RNA. RefSeq lists its product as uncharacterized. Lineage: Eukaryota; Viridiplantae; Streptophyta; Magnoliopsida; Solanales; Solanaceae. The transcript has 2 exons. The coding region runs from base 48 to 1046 and encodes 332 amino acids. The record is from RefSeq and is a predicted model, not a curated record.
ACAUAAACAACCAUUUUGAUAAGAAUUAUCAAACGAAAUCGAAGAAAAUGGAAUCAUCAACGAGCAAUUUGAUGUUAACGGUGAAAUUUCUGUUAAUUUCAAUCGGAGCAGUUUCUUCAGCCAUUGCAAUUAAAUCCUCUGCUCCGUUGAUUUUAUAUGAAUUUCCUACGAUUUGGUCCGGUUUGAUUUCAUGGUUAAAGCCUCCGUACCUCUACAUUUUACUCAACGGUAUAAUCAUCAUCAUCGCCGCUACUUCUCGAUCAAAUCGUAAGGAACAACAACAAUCCGGCGAGCAAUCGCCGUCCUUAAUUUCUGCCGGAACGCCGCCGGUGUACUCAGAUUUGUUAACGAUUUCCAGAUCUAAAAUGUUGGAGUAUGCGCCGGAACUGGUUGAUGAACCGGAGGUGUUUGAGGUGAUGCCGUUGAUUUCUGCCGGAACGCCUCCGGUGAACUCAGAUUUGGUAUCGAUUUCCAGAUCGGAGAUGUGUGAGUAUGCGCCGGGACUGGUAGAUGAACCGGUAAUUGAGCCGCCGGAGGUGGUUGAAGUAAAGUCUAUGGUGACUGUAAUGAAUGAAGACGAAGGUGAAAAUGAUGAAUUUGUGAGUUCGAAUUCGGUUUUUACGCCGUUGCCUGAAGUAGAAACGGAGCUAAUUCAACGGCUGACGACUGAGAAACCACUAGUUUCUUCGAGGUUCAGUCAUCGGAAACCGCUGAUGAGGACGAGUCCGGAAGGGGUGAAAUCUCUAGGGGUGGCUAGAGUAAAGAGGCAAGAGACAUUAGAGAGUACAUGGAAGAAAAUAACAGAAGGGCGUCACGUGCCUCUCACGAGGCACCUGAACAAGUUAGACACAUGGCAACAUCAGAACCAGAACCGGGGAAGUGAAUCCCCGGUUCAAAACAUAAAAAAAGCACUUGAACCGUCACCGAGUCAAGAUGAGCUAAACCGACGAGUUGAAGCAUUUAUUAAAAAAUUCAACGAAGAAAUGAGAUUGCAAAGAGAACAAUCAUUACAACAAUACACGGAGAUGAUUAAUCGUGGAGUUUAAGUUAACUUUUAGCAAUUUAUACU